GUAUAAAACCCACUGUUCCCGGCGUUCUGGGCCCCACUUCUUGUUGAUUAACUCGAAGGCAAGUUAUUUGUAUCACCAGAAUGGCGGACCUCAGUGCCAAGGAUGUCGAAAGGGCGCAAUUCGUUUUUUCCAUUUAUGACUUCGAAGGAAACGGUCAAAUCGAUGCCGUAAAUCUUGGGGAUUGCCUUCGUGCCCUUAAUCAAAACCCAACCUUGGCUACCAUCGAGAAAUUAGGAGGAACCAAAAAGAAAAACGAAAAGAAAAUGAAAUUGGACGAAUUCUUACCAAUCUACAGCCAAGUUAAGAAAGACAAAGAUCAAGGUUCAUUCGAAGAUUUCUUGGAAGCCCUUAAAUUAUACGACAAAGAAGAAAACGGCAAAAUGAUGGCUGCUGAGCUUUCACACACCUUGUUAGCUUUAGGUGAAAGAUUAGCAGAUGCUGAAUGUGAAGAAUGCCUGAAAGACUGCAUGCUUCCUGAAGAUGAAGAUGGUUUCACCGAUUACGAACCGUUCCUCAAAAACCUAAUGGCGUAAGCAGUCCGUUAAAUUUAAUUUUAGCUCGUUGUUUACUUGAAGAAGUGGAAAGCUCCAAAUAUCGAAUGAUUUUUUUUUACCACCUACAUCAAGGAUGUGAUUAUCGAAGAAUCUAAAUUAUUAUAAACAAAUUAAUGAACGGGGGCUCUCAAGAUCUUAUACGCAGUCAAAAAUUAAUUUAAAAACUCCUUGGUUGUAUGUUCCAAUUUUUUUUUUGUUUCAGUUAUACAUG
Messenger RNA from Onthophagus taurus, 765 nucleotides. RefSeq names its product myosin light chain 1-like. The record is from RefSeq and is a predicted model, not a curated record. NCBI's taxonomy places the organism in Eukaryota, Metazoa, Arthropoda, Insecta, Coleoptera, Scarabaeidae. Gene Ontology annotation, cellular component: muscle myosin complex. Gene Ontology annotation, molecular function: calcium ion binding.